Molecule: messenger RNA, 1223 nt
Organism: Prorocentrum cordatum
Lineage: Eukaryota; Dinophyceae; Prorocentrales; Prorocentraceae
Source: the annotation of a GenBank genome assembly
GUUCCGAAGGCCAUGAUCAUGGGACGUCCUUGGAAGUGUUGGAGGGCUGGGGGGUACAGGUUUGAGGAGCCGAUCGGGAACAAGGAAGGUAGGGCUGUCAUCAAGGGUAUGAGCCUAAAACUUCGGGACCCCAGCCAGCACCACAAGAGACACCUCGUCCUUGUCGACAACCUCGGUGUAGCCCUUUGUUUCUCAAGAGGGCGCGCGGCGUCCUUCGGGCUUCUGCUGUUGGUCCGCCGUCUGGCUGCCCUCUCGAUUGCGACGGGUGCAUGGGUGGCGCUCCGCUGGAUCCCGAGCGAGUGCAAUCCUGCCGACGAGCCGUCCCGCCUCUUCGAGAAGCUCAGGGAGGCGCGGGCUGCGCUGUAUGAAGCGCCUCCGGCGGGAGCAGAGCUUGGUGGCCUGUCAAGCAGCCGCCGCGCCAUCGACUUCCUUCGGAGCCGCUGGAACCCGUCAGGGGGAAAAGCGGAGGACGGAGGGCUACGUGCCUGCGAGCUCGCGACGGUCGGCACCAAGGGCUCGGCCGCCUACCAGUACUUCGAGAGCCGUUUCCUCGAGUGGCAGCGGCGCCGAGGCAGGGCCACCGACAACCACGACGAGAUCGAGGUGAACCUGUUAGACUACCUCGACGGGCUCCUGGUCGACAACGUGAAGCUCACCCACGCCGAGAAGACGGUGUACGGCCUGCUGUACAGAACCCUCCCUGGGAAAAUACGGGACUACCCUCGGCUCCAACGGGCUCUCAAGGGGUACCGAACGCGACUCCCACCUACCAGCAGGAUGCCGCUGCCGAUCGAGGUGAAGUCGGGCAUCUGCGCCCUUCUGCUCCACGACGGUGAGCGGUCCACGGCCCUCUACGUUGAGGCCGUGUUCUCGGGGUCCUUCCGUCCUGGGGAGCCCCUCCGUGCGAAGGUGGGCGAUCGGGUGAAGCCAGGGGUGUCAGAGGAGGCUGCGUUGAAGUGUUGGUCCCUGAUCGUGGCGCCUGAAGAACGUCUGCAGCCGUCAAAAACCCAGACCUUCGACGACACCGUCAUCUUCGACUACCCCGAGUGGUUGGGCGAGGUGCUGGGUCCCUGGGCUGCGCACGCAGCGGGCGACCGUGAGCUUUUUCCGCUGGAGGCCGUUAGGGUCGCCCGCCUUUUCCAAGCUGCCGCCGCCAGACUGGGCGUCGAAGCGUCCUUGUAUCAGCUGCGCCACGGCGGCGCCUCGGACGAUCUGCUGAAGAG